Molecule: messenger RNA, 5229 nt
Organism: Haliotis rufescens (red abalone)
Lineage: Eukaryota; Metazoa; Mollusca; Gastropoda; Lepetellida; Haliotidae
Product: glutamate receptor-like
Exons: 17
Coding region: 604-3300 (898 amino acids)
Biological process (GO): monoatomic ion transport; modulation of chemical synaptic transmission; synaptic transmission, glutamatergic
Cellular component (GO): postsynaptic membrane; plasma membrane
Molecular function (GO): glutamate-gated receptor activity; transmitter-gated monoatomic ion channel activity involved in regulation of postsynaptic membrane potential
Source: RefSeq, a predicted model, not a curated record
ACGCCACUAAACGAGCAGUCUAACGCGCCUAAUCACCAUUUACACCGGGCAAUCAAGAAUCCAGUCUUCAGAUUUCAGAAAAGGAAAACAGUUUGGCUUGAGACGGUGAAAGGUUCCUGAUCAAUGACACAGUAAGUAGAAGGACGGCCGUAUGGAAGGAUAACUUCAGAAAGAAACCUAUAUUUCCUCCGUCUCGUCCCCAACACUUCGCAAUCUACGACUGUAACACGCGCAUUGAUUGUGGCGCGGUGUUACCGAUUCUCCAGUCUAUAAGCCUGCACUUCACUCCAUCGGUAUUACACGCUGAACAUUCCCACUCUUGCUCCUAGCAUAGACGUCGCCGCAUCGGUCCUCUUCUCUGCGUCGACUUUUGCACAAUAUCGUGUUCACUUGUUUGGGCUUGCAUUUGGGUCCGCGCAUAAAAGAUGUGAACCAAUAGCAGAAUGUUCUUUUGGAAAAGGGGCUGAUCAGUUGGAGGGUGAAGGACACAGUUAAUCUGUUAGCCACGUGGGUGCGGGUCUUCAUCGGGGAUACGGGCAACAGUGAGAGAUACUAUUGCAUCGAUAGUCUCAAGUUGACAUGUGCUUGUGCGUUUAGAUCAGGAUGCACGCGUACCGGAUACUUGUGUGGAAAGUUGUUUUUGUACUUGGAUAUAUUUCAAAGACUGCUGGUUUUAAGGGACAAAUCCCUAUAGGCGCCAUAUUUGAUGAAUAUACUGACGUGUUCGCAAGGACUGGUUACCAGUACGCUAUAUCUAGCCACAGUCAAAGAGUGAAGGAGGGGAUUAAAUUUUCUACUGUUUAUGACGAGGUCGACAUACACGACAACUUUAAAGUGGCUUCAAGAAUCUGUCUCCAGAUGGCAGGAGGAGUGUUCGCAUUUUAUGGAAAGACAUCCAUGUCAUCUUUUAGUAUCAUACAGUCGUUUAGUAAUACGUUUCACAUGCCCUACAUAUCAUUUAGUCUGUCUGGAACCACGGACAAUCAACCAAAGCCAUAUGUGAUAUUUGUGAAACCUUCAUAUGUGGAUGCCAUGGCGGACUUAAUCGAAGCAUUCAGAUGGACGCAAUUGGAUUACCUGUACGAUUCGGAUGAUGGUCUGAUGCGAGUGCAGAAUUUACAUGCCAAGUUGAAGGACGUUGUGCCUCGGGUUGACAUGCGCUUCCGGCGAGUUGAUGACGUAACGGAUGCGCAUGAAGACCUGCGCAGACUUGACAGAAACCAACAUGAAAACCGCAAAAAUAUCAUUUUGGAUUUGUCAUCCUAUCACGCCUAUAAUGAAAUGCUGAGGCAGAUUCCUGAAGUGGGGAUGAAUAGAAAUGGCUACAAUUAUCUCCUUGGCACGCUGGAUAUUCUCAAUUUCAAUCUCACACGAUUUCGUCACGGGGGUGUCAACAUUACCGGAUUCCAGCUAGUUAACCACAACUCAAGGACUGUCAAAAGCUUUCUCGGAGGAUGGAGAAACCUGUCUUCAACAGUAUGGCCGGGGGCAGGGAAGGAUUUUGUUCAGGUAGAUGCAGCACUGUCUGUCGAUGUAGUGGAAGCAUUGUAUCAGGCUCUCCGGGAUAUGAUUCGACGGAACACGGAUGUGUUUAAUUUUACGUUCAGGAGACGUACAGUGUACAAUUACAACAAAACCAGGGGAAUACCAUGUGACGAAAGACCUGUGAUUCCAUGGAUGCACGGGAGUGAUAUAUACGACUCUCUUCAACGGGUGAAAUUCAGUGGUCUAACGGGAAAUGUUGCAUUUGAUCGAAGGGGCCUGCGAACGGAUUACAGGAUGAGUGUGUUUACUGUCAGCCUUAACAAUGGGCCUCAAAAGAUUGGAGAAUGGGAUAGCAUAUCCGGAUUAAGAACAAUAUAUGAUGCUGGAGACCAAGGUUCCGCUAACGACAGUUCUAAGUCAUCAAAGAGUCGCAAGGUUAUUACCACUAUACUGCUUCCACCGUUCUUGACGAAGAAGAAGGCGCCUGACAACGGAAAACCCCUCCUAGGAAACAAUAGAUACGAAGGAUUCUGCCGAGAUCUGGCUGACGAGAUUUCGGAGAAGCUUGAGUUUGACUACGAGAUCCGCGAGGUUCGCGACGGGCAGUUUGGCGUGGAACUGGAAAAUGGCUCUUGGAGCGGAAUGAUCGGAGAACUGAGACGUGGGGUAGCUGAACUGGCAAUUGCUCCAUUAACAAUCACAGCGGAACGUGAGCGGGUGGUCGACUUCUCGAAACCCUUCAUGAACAUUGGAAUUAGCAUAAUGAUAAAGCGACCUGACAAACAAAAGCCUGGUGUCUUUUCCUUCAUGGAGCCGUUUUCCAUUCAACUGUGGGCAUGCAUCACUAUAGCAUACGUCGUCGUGAGCGUCAGCAUCUUUCUUGUAAGCCGAUUCAGUCCCUACGAAUGGCACAAUCUGACGUUGACAUUUGGAGACAUGAUUCAGAAUCAGUUCACACUGUCCAACUCCUUCUGGUUCUCCAUGGGAGCACUGAUGCUGCAAGGAAGUGACCAUUGCCCAAGGUCUGCCGCUGGCCGCAUUAUAGGAGGGGCGUGGUGGUUCUUUGUGUUGAUCAUCAUAUCUUCCUACACCGCCAACUUAGCCGCGUUCCUUACCAUAGAGCGGAUGCUCACUCCAAUUAAAUCUGCUGAUGACUUGGUUAAACAAACGGAAAUAUCGUAUGGCACAUUAAAAUCAGGAUCGACAAUGAAAUUCUUUGCGAAAACGGAAGUUCCAACAUACAAGACGAUGUACAACUCCAUGACAACGGCGACGCCAAGUCCAUUCGUAGACUCGAUCGAUGCUGGGGUAGAGAGAGUUCGCAACUUUAAAGCCAAAUAUGCAUUUUUAUUGGAAUCAACAAUGAACGAAUAUUAUAAUAACAGGAAACCAUGUAAUACUAUGAAAGUCGGACCCAACCUGAAUUUAAAGGGCUUCGGAAUUGCAACUCCCCUUGGCUCAGAUUUGAAAGAGAAAAUCAGCUAUGCAGUAUUAAAAUUGAAGGAAGAUGGUACUUUACAUAAGCUUCAGCAAACAUGGUGGUAUGAGAAAACAGAAUGCGGAUCAGACACAGGGCACAGGGAAUCCAAAAAGAGGUCCCUGUCCCUUAGUAACGUUGCGGGGAUAUUCUAUAUAUUGAUAAGUGGCCUUGUGGUAUCAAUAGUAACUGGUAUUAUAGAAAUAUUUUGCUUGAAGAAAAGACCUAUACCGGGAACAGCUCCAGACCAUAUAAAAAGAAAUGAUACAAGAUUAACAGUUGUGGGCACCCCGCCGGAACAAAUAAAUGGACUUAUAAAUGAUGUAAGAAUUCGGUGAAAAAUGUUGUGUGAAUACGAUGAAAUACUUUGGGAGAAUAGAAAGAAAUACUUCGUGAGAAUACAGUAAAACACUUUGUGAGUGUGCGAUGAAAGACUUUGUGAGAAUACAAUGAAACACGUAUAAUACAGAGACCACAUGAAGUAUGUACCGAACACAAGAGGACGGUUUUGUAAACGAACCAAUUACAAAGCCACCACACACGACUGUGAGAUCUACAAUACACAACUGUGAGGUCUACAAUACAGCACUGAACAUCAUUCUAAAUGUCUGAACAUGAUAUAAAGUAGUUAAAGACUGUAACAAUAUGUAGAACAACAUGCGAAUAUAAUGUUCAAAUGAAUUUGGUGAAUGAAAAGGUUGUACAAUAGGGUGAGUGUGCUGAAUUAAAACAAUGAGUAAUAAAUCUACAUAACAUGUUUACAAGACUACAGUAGGCAAGAAAGUUGUACUAAAGAUGUUGGAGCAUGUGAUUCUAUACCUGUUUUACCUUAUGUGUGUGUUAUGUGUGCAUUUUCCGUUACCAAACAUUUUUUCGUGUGCCCUUUAAUAUCGUCUGACAACAUGUUGCCUCAGCCUUUCGUCACAGCUAUUUUGCCCUUUACGCCAAAUGGAAUCUCUUUCGGUGGUUAAUCUAGACUGGUUAUGUAUUGACAACAUAUAGUUCUACAAACUAAACGAUAAAUAUCUCAGCUGUUAAUGAUGCUUGCAUCCCAGCUAAUUCGACAAAGAAAUGACCACACUUAAAUGACUCCUUGACGUAUACAUAAUUUAAACUGUAAUUAAACGUUUACUGGAAUUAAACCAAUCAUAUGAUAACAUUCUAUUGUUUUUGAAAAAUCAUUCUAUAUCAUGCACUGAAACAAAACAGCGUGUUACAUAGUUAUGUCGGAAUUGAUAACAGUAAGCAACAUACACGUCCAAAUACAGGAUAUAAACACAAAAUUAUUAUUUACACAUAUAUGAAAAGUGUCGUAUGCAUAAAGGAAGUAUUCCGUGUAUCCAUUUGCAAUUUCAAAUUGUUGAUUUGGAAAACGGUCUGUUAUAAGCCACACCACUGCACAAACAGAAAAAUCAAUAAGAGAAACAGACUGUAGGCUGGCAGAAGAUCGAAUGGUAUAUCAUCCUUCAUACAUUCAAUUUAUGGAGCUGGCACCUCAUUCAUCAGACACGAAGAUAAUACUGGAAACGAUGCACUGGUUGUUUCAAUAAAAAGUAAUUUUCAUUUACUCCUGUUAUGUAGCCGGUUGACGUUUCGUUCAGAUAAGAAUUAUUCUGACUUCUUUUAGCCAAAUAUCCUGACUUUGCUUCGGUGGCCACAUAACUAGUAAUUGAACUAAAGUGAUCGGUAAAAUAAUUGAACCAAAUAAAUCAAUAUUCAUCAUGAAUUUAAAUUGCAUGACCAGUAUUUUGCUUUUUGUUUAAGGUUUAAACAUUAUCCUCAAUCAGUGGUUUUGAAUGUGUGCUGAAAUAUGUUAUUUUACAUGAAGACGUGUUGCUAUGUGAUAAGGUAUUAUAUUAUGAUGCAGCUUUUCAAACAGUUUUACAUUUAUUGUGUAGGUGUGUGAUGACGACUAUGAGAAAACGAAUACACGUAUAUGUAUACGUUUUUAGGCAUUAAUAUCUUGGAAAAUGUCAUUCAGAUGUGAUGGCAUAUCAUCUUGAUUAAGAGAAGUACAUGUACAUGUAGACAUACAUCGUUGUACGUCAACAACCUAUUUCUAAGUACAAUAUUUUGUAUCUUGCACACAUUCACAUGCCUGGAUAAAUGUUUCACUUUGUCUAUCGUACAAGAACACAGACCCCCUUGUAUCUUUCGUGAUGAGUGCCUCGUGUAAAUAUUCAUGGUACUCAACUUCUUUGUACAAACAUUUUCACAUUUUCAUGUACAACUGAUACCCUUGAAUGUAAAUAAAGAAUAUAUCUCUU